This is a messenger RNA of Durio zibethinus, 2931 nucleotides long. RefSeq names its product nucleotide/nucleic acid binding protein. Gene Ontology annotation, molecular function: RNA binding. The record is from RefSeq and is a predicted model, not a curated record. NCBI's taxonomy places the organism in Eukaryota, Viridiplantae, Streptophyta, Magnoliopsida, Malvales, Malvaceae.
GGCUUUUUACUGACCCGUAUUUUAGAAGAGCUUCGGCUUAAGAACUAAGAAGCCCUUCUUCGACUCUCUUCCUCUUCCAAGGUUUCAACUUCCACCGACAUAGCCACCGUUUGUUUCCCUGCUCUUCGGCUUUUACAAGUUAAAAAUUUUCCCUCGAUAAGCGGCGCCCAAACAUCUUAGCUCGAUUCCAGAGAGAAUAUGUCAAGAAUAUGUGUGAAAAAUCUUCCGAAACAUGUGGCGGAAGAUCGGCUAAGAGAAUUCUUUUCUCAGAAAGGAGAAAUUACUGACGCCAAGCUUAUGCGCACCAAGGAUGGAAAGAGUAGACAAUUUGCAUUUAUAGGGUACCGUACGGAACAAGAAGCUAAGGAAGCUAUCAAAUACUUUAACAAGUCUUAUCUUGAUACUUCUAGAAUCAUAUGCGAGAUUGCACGUAAAGUUGGGGAUCUGAACACUCCACGUCCGUGGAGUCGGUAUUCUUCGAAUAAGAAACAGGAGAAUGUUACUGAAACUGGAAAAAAGACAGCUGGGGCUAAAAGUUGUAGCUUAAUUGAUUCUAAAGGAGGGGAAAAGGUUCUUGCAAACAGUGAGAAUGAUGACCCGAAGCUUCAAGAGUUUCUUCAGGUUAUGCAGCCAAGGGUUAGGUCAAAAAUGUGGGAAAAUGACAUUGUACUUGAUACCCCAGCAAACCAGAAUAGCAAAGUUACCGAGAAAAAAUGUGUAGCUGAGAAGGAAGGCAGACAGACAUCAGCUCCAGUGGAUGUUGACACAGAUGAAACCGAUGUUGGGAUAGUUGAUGAUGAAACCAAAGCAUCAGACAAUGUUGCUCGUGAUGAGGUCAUUUCAGAUAUGGAUUAUUUCAGGAGUAGAAUAAAGAAAGAUUGGUCAGAUGCAGACAAUGAUGACAAUGAGGAAAAUGAUGAUGGUGAUCAAAUGGGAAAACACAAUGCCCUCUUUGAGAAUGUUAUUCAGGAUCAGAUCCAAGAGGGUUUGCCCAAAGAUCUUGAUGGUGAAAUUCUUGAUCCAGGCAACCCGUCUUCAGGCUCGAAAGAUGAUAGAGAAGAAGUCCUUGAGAAUGGACGACUUUUUGUCCGUAACCUGCCAUAUACAGCAACUGAAGAUGAGUUGACAGAAUUCUUUAGCAAAUUUGGCGAUGUCUCACAAGUCCAUCUUGUUAUUGAUAAAGAUACUAAACGUUCCAAAGGAAUUGCAUACGUUCUUUACAAGGUUCCAGAAUGUGCAGUCAGGGCUUUUGAAGAAGUGGACAAAUCAAUUUUUCAGGGUAGAUUAUUGCAUGUAAUGCCAGCAAAACUAAAAAAGCCAACAGGCAAACAAGAGUCCGAUGAUUCUGCGAACCAAGGUUCAAAAACUUUCAAGCAAAAGAGGGAGGAAGAAAGGAAGGCAUCUGAAGCUAGUGGGGACACAAGAGCAUGGAAUAGUCUAUUCAUGCGCCCUGACACAGUUGUUGAAAACAUUGCUAGGAAAUAUGGUGUUAGUAAGAGUGAGUUACUUGAUCGAGAAGCCGAUGAUCUAGCUGUGCGUAUUGCUUUGGGGGAAACUCAAGUGAUUGCAGAGACAAAAAAAUUCCUUGCAAAUGCUGGAGUAAAUAUCUCUUCUUUGGAGGAAGUUGCUGCUGGCAAAACUGAUGGCAUGAAAAGGAGCAAUCAUGUUCUGGUAGUCAAGAACUUGCCGUAUGGCUCAUCAGAUGGUGAACUAGCUAAGAUGUUUGGAAAUUUUGGGAGUUUAGACAAGAUCAUUCUCCCUCCAACAAAAACAUUGGCCCUGGUUGUUUUCCUAGAACCAGCCGAAGCUCGUGCAGCAUUUAAGGGUUUAGCAUACAAACGUUAUAAGGAUGCUCCUUUAUACUUGGAGUGGGCUCCUGACAAUGUUCUUAAUAAGAGUUCAGCUUCUGAGGGUGACAAAAAGAAUAAUGCUGCUGUUGGUGAACAUGAUGUUAAAAGGGCAAUUCUGGAGCAACAUGUGGAAGGAUUAUCAGAUGCAGAUGUUGAUCCUGAUAGAAUUGAGUCGCGAUCUCUAUUUGUCAAGAACCUUAAUUUCAAGACUUCUGAAGAGAGCUUGAGGAAUCAUUUCACUGAACUUGUGAAGGAAGGAAGAAUACAGAGCAUCAGGGUAAAAAAGCACUUGAAGAAUGGCAAGCAAGUCUCAAUGGGUUAUGGUUUUAUUGAGUUUGACUCAGUGGAGACGGCAACAAAUGUUUGCAGAGACUUACAGGGAACUAUUUUGGACGGGCACGCUCUUAUCUUGCAACUUUGUCAUGCCAAAAAAGAAGAGCAGGCAGUAAAAAAUGUUGAGAAGGAUAAAAGUUCAACCAAGUUGCUUGUAAGAAAUGUAGCUUUUGAAGCAACAGAAAAAGAUCUGAGACAGUUAUUUAGCCCAUUUGGCCAGAUCAAGAGCUUAAGGUUACCAAUGAAGUUUGGGAACCAUAGAGGGUUUGGGUUUGUGGAAUUUGUUACGAAGCAAGAGGCACAAAAUGCACUUCAAGCACUCUCAAGCACCCAUCUUUACGGUCGUCAUCUGGUGCUAGAAAGAGCAAAAGAAGGUGAGAGUUUAGAAGAGUUACGGGCACGAACAGCUGCUCAAUUCACUGAUGAACAGAAUGGUUUUCAAAAUCCAACUAGGUUAUCCAAGAAGAGAAAGAACAUGGAAAUCUUGGAUGAUGGCAGAAAGAAGUUUGAAAAGAUCGCAGAUUAGCAGUUCCAAUGAAGCGUGGUGAUGCAAUGGGGUGUAGAUGAACUGCUUUUCUUCCCAUCUCUUCCCUCCUAUUUUAUAUGUUUUACGCUUGCUUCAUUUUUCCUUGCUAGAAGCUAGCAUCAAUUUUGUAGACUUCUUUUGCCUUUUUUUUCUUAUUUUACUGAAAAGCGAAUGAACUAAGUGUAAAAUAUUGGUAGUUUUGUAUGUAAAUUAAGUUAUGCA